UCAGUAAAGACGCUACCCGAUUUUAAGGUAUUUGUUUUAAAAAUCAAACUGAAAAAGUUUGUGUAUUACACAUUGCGGAAGGUGGAUAUAAAAUUCUGCACGAGAUGUGAAAAGGAAUUUAUUUCUUUUGGGUGAAAUGUCCCGCUUGCCCGUCAUGACAAGCAAGAGGGUUCUCACUAGCAGUAGUGCGGAGAAUUCCCAAGACUUGGCACCUGCGCAGAAGAGACUGCGCAAGGACCAAGAUCUGCAUAAACCGCAGGCAGCGGCUACAGUUAUCGGUGACAGGCGACCUCCUGCCGCUGCAGCCAGACCGCCAAUUUCUAAGCCAGUCAGAGGUGCAGGAGCUGCCACUGUGGCUUUUGGUCCAUCCCGAGGUGUCCAGAAACAGGCUGCAGCUUCUACUGUUCCAAAGGGAAGCAAUGUCAAACAACCUGCUAGUACAAAAACAGGUGGGACUGGGGCCCCCAGACGGCAAGCAUGGGACCUGAAGGGUAAGGUCAGCGACAUGGAGUGUAAGAUCCGCAACUACCAAACGAAAGUCAGAUCUGUUAAUGAGGAGAAUGAGGGGCUGAAAGGCUCGAUGGCUCAGAGUCAAACCAAAGUGACUCAACUGGAGAGAGAAGUUUUGAGACAGAGGAGCCAGAUCAGUGAGUAUGAGACAGAGCUACAGGCACUGUCCGGAGUUCGUGAGGAACUGGAUAAAGUAUCAAGUGAGAAGAGCUUUCUUCAGAAGGAGUUCACCAAUUUGGAGGGGAAAUACAGGGUCAUGGAGACUCUGAGAGACAGCCAAGAGACAGAGCUGCAGACUCUAAAGAUGAAGAUGUCAGUGCAGGAGUCAGCAAUGGCCCGCCUGCAGACCACACUCAGAGAUACAGAGGAGGAGGUGCGUUCCCUCAAAGACACUGUGGCCCAGCAGAGGGAUGAGCUUCAUAUGGGGGAGAUGGAGCGUAGACGUCUGCACAAUACCAUCCAGGAGCUCAAGGGUAAUAUCAGGGUGUUUUGCAGAGUGCGCCCACUAGUGGAUGGAGGUCUCAGCAAACACAUCCAGCUUACACCCUGUGAUGACAAGGCUAUCGUUUUGGCCAAAACAGAGGAGUCUCACACGGGCAAAACUACAGACACUCAGAAGAACUAUAAUUUCAGCUUUGAUCGAGUGUUUGGGCCCCAGGCUUUACAGCUGGAGAUUUUUGAAGAGAUCUCGCUGCUGGUGCAGUCAGCGCUGGAUGGAUACAACGUCUGCUGCUUUGCUUACGGUCAGACGGGGAGCGGAAAGACCUACACGAUGGAGGGAAAUGAGUUUGAUGACGCCAGAGGUGUCAUUCCCAGAGCUGUGCAGCAAAUAUUCAAAGCAAGCGAUAAGCUGGGAUCACAAGGCUGGGAGUUCACCUUCACUGCAAGCUUUGUUGAAAUUUACAACGAGACCCUGCGGGACCUCCUGUACACCGGCAAGGCCAGCAAGAGGCCAGAACACGAGAUCCGAAAGACGGCCGCCAACGAGGUGACGAUCACCAACCUCACCUACGAGAAAGUCUACACCGAGGAUCAGGUCCUCGGUCUGAUUGCUUUGGCCCAAAAGAAUCGCUCCACGGCCCAGACAGCCCAGAACGACCGCUCCUCUCGCUCCCAUUCAGUCUUCCAGCUGCAUAUCGAGGGAGUGAAUGCUGGCAGGGAUAUCAGAUGCAAGUCGACCCUCUGUCUGGUGGACUUGGCUGGCAGUGAGCGAAUGGUGAAGAGUCAGUCUCAGGGUGAUCGUUUCAAAGAGAUGACCGCCAUCAACAGCUCGCUGUCCAACCUGGGCAUCGUCAUCACUGCACUCGCCAACAAGGAGAGCCAUGUUCCAUACAGGAACUCCAAACUUACCUACCUUCUGCAGGACUGCUUGGGGGGAAACAGUAAAACAUUGAUGUUUGUGAACAUUUCUCCAGAGCCAGACAGCUUUGGAGAAACUCUCAACUCUCUGAGGUUUGCCAGCAAGGUGAACGACUGUGUGAUUGGGACAGCAACCUCCAACAAAAAGUAGAUAACCCCCCCCCCCCACCCUUUUUUUUUUUUUUUUUUUUUUUUUUUUUUUCCUCCAUUUCUUUUUCUACUUUUUCUUUCACAAUAUGAAAUAUUCCAGGUAAAAGUUUCACGUAAACAUUGUGCAGUUUGGUACAUUAAAAUCAGCAAGAGCCAAAACAAUUUGUAUACUCUCAGGGCCUUCAUUAAUAAAUACUAAUAAAGGCUUUAAUGAUUCUCUUUUAAAGUAAAUCAGGCAGAUCGGUGCAUGUGUAUAUUUAUUUGUUAGAUUAGAACAUUUUUUAAGCCUUUCAGGAGUUUAGAAGGGGAUUUUCUAAUCGAGACAUUUAAUCUAACAUUUAUGUACUUUUGAUAACACAAAGGUAAUGUUCUGUUUUUGUUUAUAUUUUAUGUCAUUACAUGUAUAAUUUGUAAAAUUACUGCAGAUGUAGUGUUAAUACUGAUGCUGUGGGCUUUUUAUCUUCUUUUCAUUACUCUGCCAUUGUUUUUAUUAUACCCAUCUUUGCUGUCUGAUAAUAAAAAUGUUCAUCAUACUGUAGAUGAUGUAUAACAAUGCUUUGUGUCACCCCGUUGUUUGUUACAAAUGUUCAGAAAGAUGAGCCAAAUUGCACCGAAACUUGACAUCAU
This is a messenger RNA of Melanotaenia boesemani (Boeseman's rainbowfish), 2646 nucleotides long. RefSeq names its product kinesin family member C1 (gene kifc1). Lineage: Eukaryota; Metazoa; Chordata; Actinopteri; Atheriniformes; Melanotaeniidae. The record is from RefSeq and is a predicted model, not a curated record. Gene Ontology annotation, molecular function: microtubule binding; ATP binding; microtubule motor activity. The coding region runs from base 137 to 2020 and encodes 627 amino acids. Gene Ontology annotation, biological process: microtubule-based movement. The transcript has 17 exons.